This is a messenger RNA of Myxocyprinus asiaticus (Chinese sucker), 3994 nucleotides long. Its product is annotated as gastrula zinc finger protein XlCGF7.1-like. The record is from RefSeq and is a predicted model, not a curated record. Lineage: Eukaryota; Metazoa; Chordata; Actinopteri; Cypriniformes; Catostomidae. Gene Ontology annotation, molecular function: DNA-binding transcription factor activity; RNA polymerase II cis-regulatory region sequence-specific DNA binding. Gene Ontology annotation, biological process: regulation of transcription by RNA polymerase II. The transcript has 3 exons. The coding region runs from base 140 to 904 and encodes 254 amino acids.
AUAAGGAGUGCGCCGCGUCUCCUUUUGCUUUGAAAAGUCUCUACAAGUAUACCUGUCUGCAGCUUGCUGAAAGUGUCCAGAUGAGGAGGAAAAUCUCCAGGUGAAACGACUGAGAUCUGUGAGACAAACUGCUGUAAAGAUGGAGUUUAUUAAAGAGGAGAUUGAAGACAUCAGUAUUACACAACCAUACACAAUAAAAAGUGAAGAUACUGACGGACAAAGAGAUCUGAUGGAGCCGAAAGAGGAAAGUCAAGAACUGAAUGAAGUGGAGGAGAAACAUCAGUAUCAGGAAACUGAUCAUUUCAAAUCAGAAGAACAACAUUUUAAUUGCUCACAAACUGGAAAGACUUUCUCACAAAAAAUAAGUCAAAGAACAAGAGGCCAAAAUGAUUUCACAUGCCAACAGUGUGGAAAAACGUACAUACGUAAAAGAAGCCUUCAGAUUCACAUAAGAACUCACACAAGUCAGAAGACUUUCAAAUGUCAUCAGUGUGGAAAGAGUUAUAGACACAAAGAAAACCUUAAUUGUCACAUGAAAAUUCACAUUGGAGAGACGCAUUUCACAUGUCAUCUGUGUGGAAAGAGUUUCAGCCAAAAAGAAAAAUUUACUCAUCACAUGAAAAUUCACACUGGAGAAGAGCCUUUCACAUGUCCUCAGUGUAGGAAGAGUUUCACGCACAAAGGGACCCUAAAUAGACACAUAAGAAUUCACACUGCAGAGAAGCCUUUUACAUGUCCUCAGUGUGGGAAGAGUUUCACGCAGAAAGGUACCCUAAAGAGUCACAUAAGAAUUCACACCGGAGAGAAGCCUUUCACGUGUCAUCAGUGUGGAGAGAGUUACAAAGUUCGAAGAAACCUAAAAACUCAUAUGAAAAUUCAUUCUGGAGAGACAAUACACCAGUGAUCCGCGUGUGGCAAGAGGUUUGCGGAGACAAGUAAUUUCAAAACUCAUCUGUGCAUUCACUCUGGAGAAAGACCAUUUAAAGGCCUCUGCACACUUUCUAUGAAAUCGAAGAACGAACAUGUAUAAUGUUAUUAUAGAACAAAAUCGAGCCAAAAUGAAGUUGAUUUUGUGUUCGUUUCGGUGGUUCGUAAUAUAUAGCCUGGGUGAACUUUCAGGAAAACCUCUUACUGGCUGCUAAACACCUUCUUACUGCUAUUGGUCCUCGUCAUCGGUAGAUGUGACCUGGAACUCCACCUACUUUGAGACCAACAACUAAUUCCUGUUCAGUCAGUUAAGAUCAGUCAACAUGAACACACCGGCGUGCAGAGUUAUUAGCGAGCUGGUUUAAACUUAACUACAUCUGUACGAUCGUUUGCGUAGAGGCAUUUUCCAAGACCAUGUCAUACAAUUUUUUUGGUAGUCAAAUCUAAUCUAUCAAAUCUACUCAAAUACUCUUGAGUGACUAUUUACUCUGUUGUUUGAUAUGCUGCUUCACUCAUAUGCUGUCUGCAGCCCAAAGUGUGAUAUGCCUAUCAUCACUUUUUUUAUUCUGCCAAAUCUUCUCUUGAUGUCCUUUUCUGCAUGUCACUGCCCCCUUUGGCAUAUUGCGGCGCCGUUUUGUUGCCCAUUCUGCAUAACGUGGCAGCUCAUUUCAGCUUAUCGCGGCCCAUUCGGACCGUUUCGCGGUCAGCCCGGUUCUCCCAAUGGCCAGUCCGCCCCUGAUCGGCCUCAAAGUGCGUCGGCCCACCGGGAAAAUGCCCGGUAUGCCAGAUUACCAAUCCAGACUUGGAUGUGGCUGUCUUGUCGGGCACUUCUCACACACCUUACAGUCUAGCUGAUUCCACAAAAGCUCAAUGGGGUUAAGAUCCAUAACACUCUUUUUCAGUUUCAAUUAUCUUUGACCACUCUUUUCUUUUUGUUUUUCUGUUUCAAAAGUGGCUUUUUCUUUGCAAUUCUUCCCAUAAGGCCUGCACCCCUGAGUCUUCUCUUUACUGUUGUACAUGAAACUGGUGUUGAGCGGGUAGAAUUCAAUGAAGCUGUCAGCUGAGGACAUGUGAGGCGUCUAUUUCUCAAACUAGAGACUCUGAUGUACUUAUCCUCUUGUUUAGUUGUACAUCUGGCCUUCCACAUCUCUUUCUGUCCUUGUUAGAGCCAGUUGUCCUUUGUCUUUGAAGACUGUAGUGUACACCUUUGUAUGAAAUCUUCAAUUGUUUUGGCAAUUUCAAGCACUGUAUAGCCUUCAUUCCUCAAAACAAUGAUUGACUGAUGAGUUUCUAGAAAAAGCUGUUUCUUUUUUGCCAUUUCUGACCAAAUAUUGACCUUAAGACAUGCCAGUCUAUUGCAUACUGUGGCAACUCAAAAACAAACACAAAGACAAUGUUAAGCUUCAUUUAACUAACCAAAUAGCUUUCAACUGUGUUUGAUAUAAUAAUGUCCUGACUAGGCCUAUACUUUGAUCAGUUGAAUGCCACUUUGGUGAAUUAAAGUAUCAAUUUCCUUCCGAAACAGCAAAAUCUGUAAAUUAUUCCAAACUUUUGGCCGCCAGUGUGUGUGUAUAUAUACUAGGAGCGUAAUGGUUCUCGGUAAAAUCCCGAACCGUACUGUUUGUCAUGUAUGUAUGAUGUAUGUAGAGUAUUAGUACUGAGAAAAUUUACUAAUUUAGUAAUUAGAGAAAAUGUUUUUUUUUUUUUUUUUUUUUAGUAAAAGACCCUGACGAAAUGUAACCAUGGUUUUACUAUAGUAAUAUUAUUGUAACCAUGACUGCUGUUACCAUUUUUUGAGCAGAAAUCCUGGUUUUGAUACAAUUAACCAUGGUUUUAUAACAGUAAUACUGUAAUUUCUAUAUAGUAACCAUGAUUUUACUAUAUAUAGUAUCCAUGACAGUAACCAUGUUUAUUUUGUAGUUACUGUGAUUUUACUGCAGAUAACAUGGUUAAACUAUGGUUUCUGUUGUAAAAAACUGAUUGUUAUUUAAGGGCAAACCUGUUGAAGUGUUUACUAAAUAGAAUAUUCUUUGGAUUUGGGAAUAGUAUUUUUUAUCUGAACAAAGCAAAUACCAAACCGUAAAAAACCUGUGACCCUAAAACCGUGAUACAAACCGAACCGUGAGAAAUUCGAACCGUUACACCCCAAUAUAUAUAUAUAUAAUCACAUUUUAAAUAAUCUUUGAGUCGUUAAAACAGCUUCUUUUACUGAUCUUAUGUGAAUUCUACUCAUAGAAUGAGGCAUGAAGUCAUUGAUAACACAUUUUAAUGUCACAUUAGUUGGUACUUUGCAUGUAAUCUUUCUCGUAUGUAAAUAUAACGAAACCCCUCCCCCAGCAGUGUGGCGAGUGUUUGUAUGUUCACAAGCAGUAUGUAGUUGAUCAGCUGUUUCGAACUCCUUUUUGGCUCUGAGCAAAGAACGAAGAAGAACUUCUCUGUAUGUGUGCCGGGGUCUCAAAACUGCACUAUGGAAGAUUAUUUUGUUAAAAAUGAACAAAAUUACAUAAUCGAGCAAGUAUAUUAAAAUCCAUGUUCAAAACCAUGUGUUUUCCUUACUCUGAUUCACUAAGGUAAUCCUACGAAAAUUAUUUGUAUUUUGAGCUGUCCAGUGGGAUUUCGCACAAAUUUGCAGGCUUAUUUAAUUCAUCUAUGUUUUCCGGUGAAGUUACUUUAGCAUGUUUACAAAUAUUGUUGAUCUCUGAGUGUUUUAUUACAUUGCAUUUUUUCGAAAUUCCCAAAGUGUGCGUGUGUGCAGCUGUUUUCUAAAUAGUUUUGCCCCAGUCGCAGAAAUGCACAAGUUAUUACUUUCCAUUGUCCUUUUAGCCAAUAGUCUGUCUAUUUAAAAGCCACUAUAGGAACAAAUUACAACUAGUUAGUUCGCCAUAAAAUGUAUCAUCAUCUCAAGUUGUUUAUAAUGUACUGAUUUCAUUGCACAGUUAUGUACAUACUAAUUUGUUUAGCGUGUCUCUAUUGUAACUUUACUGCUCAGAAAUUGAUUAAGGAAACUUAUUAUUGUAAUUGUUAUAAAUGCAUAUAUGCAUAUUAUUUUCAUGUUUAAUAAAGUGCA